Molecule: messenger RNA, 3022 nt
Organism: Ricinus communis (castor bean)
Lineage: Eukaryota; Viridiplantae; Streptophyta; Magnoliopsida; Malpighiales; Euphorbiaceae
Product: probable E3 ubiquitin-protein ligase EDA40
Exons: 2
Coding region: 404-2521 (705 amino acids)
Source: RefSeq, a predicted model, not a curated record
AAUAGUAAAGAAAAAAAGAAGCACCCAAUUAUAUUUGUAUUGCACUAAUCCUAUUAAUUGGAUAUAUAACAGAGAGAGAGAGAGAGAGAGAGAGAGGGUCUUUAAAAUUUUUGGCAGCUACAGUGGGAGCUUUUUAAUUGAGUGAUCUUUUGGAGAGGUAUCGAAAGAGAAAGAUUGAAAAGAACACAGCAACUUAACAAGAGAAAUACAAAACAACUCUUCUCUGCUUCUUCUUCUUCUUCUUUUUCAACUUCUUGUGUCGCUCUCCUUCCUUUAAUUGCUACUUGCUUAUCCAUGCUCAUUCCAUUUCAUUUCCCAUUUGAACCCAAUCAAAGAAUCCAUUAAAACCCAAAGAUUCAUAUAGAAAAAGAUACAAUCUGUUUCUUUUAUUUUCUUAAGAACAAUGGUGACUGGUUGGAGAAGAGCGUUUUGCACAUCAAUUCCUAAAGAACGAGAAACUCCAAUAUUUACAGACAAGAAACAACAACAGCAAUGCAGCAGCAGCAGCCACAGCCCAAGAAUAAGCUCAAAGUUUGGAUUUUUCUCAAACCCAUCAACACCACGUUUACAAUCUCAACCUGUAUCAUCGACCCCGAGUCUUCGUUGCCGAACCACCACAGCCACAACUCCAACAUCAUCAGUACCCAAUAGCCCAAAACUCCAGAGCAAGAAAUCGAAGAGCCCUAGACUCUUCCAUUUCUCCAACCCCUCCUCACCCAAAUCCCCUUCAAGCUUCUCCCUUCUCAAAGCCACACUCCGCCUCUCCAAAAACAGAUGUGGAAUCUGUUUACAGAGUGUAAAAAGCGGACAAGGAACAACAGGUGCUAUACUUACAGCAGAGUGCAACCAUGUAUUUCACUUCCCUUGCAUAGCUACGCACGUUAAAAAGAAGCACCAUCAACAAAAUCUCCUUUUCUGUCCUCUUUGUAACGCUCACGGGAAAGAGCUGCCUUUGAUAUCCCUCCACCAAAAUCAUCAAGAAAUCAAGAAACAUGAAAAUCAAAAUAAAGUUGAUGCUUCUAAAAUCAAGAACUUGCGUGUCUACAAUGAUGACGAGCCUCUUUUGUCUCCUUCUCCUGGCUCUCUUUUUAACCCUAUUCCUGAAAACGAAUUCGAAGAAGAAGAAGAUACUGAUAACGAUAUCCCUGCUCAAGAGUUUCAAGGUUUCUUUGUGAAUCCAACUCCACCUGUUCUUAAACCUAGAAGAAAUGUGGAGCUUUCUUUGUUACCGGAAUCUGCGGUUGUUACUGCUGGAAGGACUUACCAAACGCACGUUGUCGUGCUUAGAAUCAGAGCUCCACCGUAUACGGCGGCGCGUCGUCCUCCUAUUGAUUUGGUGAUGGUUUUAGACGUGAGUCAGAGGAUGUGCGGGGUGAAAUUACAAGUUAUGAAGCGCAUAAUGCGCGUGGUUAUGUCUUCCCUUAAUUCUAACGAUCGGUUGUCUAUUGUGGCGUUCUCGGCCACUUCUAAGCGUUUGUCGCCGCUGAAGAGGAUGACUGCCGAUGGGCGGAGAUCGGCGCGUCGGAUAAUCGACGCCCUUGGAAGUACUGGUCAAGGGAUGAGUGCAAACGACGCGCUGAAAAAGGCCGCGAAAGUGAUUGAAGAUCGCCGAGUAAAGAAUCCCGUUGCCAGCAUCAUCAUUAUAUCUAACGGUCAAGAUGACAGGUCCCAUAUUAACUCCGUUAAUCAGAAGAUGACGGUGUCAUCCACGCGCUUUUCUCACUUGGAAAUCCCUGUACACUCGGUCAGCCUUGAUAACAUAAGCGUGUCUAAUCACGCGCCACUCGAAGAUGCAAUAGCCAAGUCCAUAGCUGGAUUGUUAAGCGUUUCGGUUCAAGAACUUAAGCUUCAACUCGGGUUUGUUUCUUCCGGUUCAUCUCAACCACUAGAGAUAUCAGCGGUUUAUUCACUAACAGGUCGGACCAAUGUGUUUAGUCCCGGUUCGGUUCGGUUAGGCGAUUUACACGGCGAAGAAGAGAAAGAAUUACUCGUGGAAUUGAAAGGGCAGGCUUCUGCGGGGUCACACCAUAUGUUAUCCGUACGGUCGUCGUUUAAAGACCCAUCGUCGCAGGAGAUAGUUUUAUGUAAAGAACAAGCAUUGUUACUCCCUCGUCCUCAAGCCGUUAGAUCAUCACUGCCUAAUAUUCAACGGCUGAGAGACCUCCACGUAAGCACAAGAGCAGUAGCUGAAUCUCGGCGAUUAAUAGAUUAUUAUAAUGAUUUAUCUGGAGCUUAUCAUUUGUUAUCAUCGGCUCGAGCCUUGUUGAUGCAGUCGAGUGAUGGGUCGGGUAAUGAGUAUGUGCGCGGCUUGGAGGUUGAGCUUGGGGAGCUGAACAUGCGUAGGCAGCAUUCAGUGCAGAGUCAAAGGCAGAGGAGUGGUCAACAAAUAGAAGAGAAGCCGGAGCCACUUACGCCGACAUCGGCUUGGCGAGCCGCAGAAAGAUUGGCUAAAGUAGCGAUUAUGAGGAAGCAUAUGAAUAGGGUGAGCGAUUUACAUGGCUUUGAAAAUGCAAGAUUCUGAGAAUUUUUUCUUUUUUAGUUUUAUUUUUGUAAUACAAAAGAAAUAUAUAGUUAUAAAAUAAAUUUUGGAAAAGAAAAAGAAAAGAAAAAGAAUGUGAAAUGAUUGAAUGGACCCAGACAUAUAGUAGUGACAAGCAGUACCGGACGGCUAGGCCCUUUCUGCAGCGAAAAAGAACAGAUAAUAAGAUGAAAGGGAAGCCAAGGGUUGCCUACAUGAGUGAGUAUCUCGAGUAAGGGCAGUGGGUGGGGGCACAUUCUGGUUUGUCUUUAUUACCCAAUUUUUUUUUUGCACCAAAAUGGAAGAAAUGUCUUUAAAUGGGUUGAUGACGAACAAUAAAAAGAAAAAGUAGAAAAGAAAAUGUGAAGAGGAGUGGGAAAAAAGGGUAAUGUUUUCUAUGCUUUAGGUUAGAUGAUGAUUUAUACAUUAAAUGUUAUUGUUGGUACUCUAUAUUUUGUAAUAUGUGUAAAUUGGAAGUAUAUGACAGAUGUUGGUUUUUGUUUU